UUUAUGGCCUAAAAAUCAUUCAAUACGAUUGGAUGACAAAUGAAAUCUUUUACAACACAAGUCUAGAGUUCCCACAACUGAUGCAAAUGUGUAGCAAUGCAUACUAUGGGCCGCUUAAAGAGGCGCAACAUUCUGGAAAUUUGCCCACAAAUGCGAUUUUACUGCCAAUUAGUGGUUAUCUUCGUAUGAAAUACAAUACAUUCGUGAAGAAUAGUAACGUAAAUGAAAGUGGAGUCGACGUCAUAGAAGUGGAGUACGAGAGGACUGUCAUUAUAUUUGAGAAGUCGGUGACCGAAAACGUGAUCGUCUCGUCCGACACGGCAAACACGUCUAACAUUUUCACCGAUUUGAAGACAAUUCACCACAUCAUCCGUUUGCAAGAAGUCAAUCGUUUGAUCGCAUUUCCAAUAAAAGCCGGCAUUAAUACGAGUGUAUCGGAAGGUUUUUAUGAGAAAAAGGCCUCCAAAUAUGUCUUUCGCGCAUCCAAAUUACAACUCAAACAUGUUUUCCGAUGUCUCGAAGAAGCCUUACCUUUCGAUCCGCACGUGUUUUGUUCGGCGAAACAAAAUCUGGGAUUUGACUCUUAUUUUAAAAAAGACGGAAACUUUUGGCGAAUGAAUUCAAUGGGAUUCACACGACAAUCAAAUCCCAACUUAACAGACGAUUCACUCAUUAAUUUGUUUUUUAAAUCCCAUUUCACGGAUUUGUUAGAAAGGGAUGGCUUUGAUACAUAUCAACCCAUCCAUGGCUUUACAUACAAACCACUCUAUAGUCACGAGUGUUCGUCAUUUGACAAGACUUGUAAUUCAUUUAUCCAGAGCUCACCAUUUCAUUAUCGUCUCUGCAUUUAUGGGUUUAAACAGUCACGAAAUGAAUUCGGAGUUCACCCAAACAUUAAGUCCUAUCGAUACUCGACAACUGAUUUUCAUCCCAAACAAGAAGACGAUAUGUGUUCGGCAGUGUUUAGGCUCACUGUCGACACGGACUAUACCGUUGUGUCCGCGGUGUCCAACCCGUCCUCCGCAGUAAACGAUCCUUCUUCGGAGAAAUUGAAAGACCUGUUCCCGUGUCCGCACAAACAUACUUAUCCUGUAUUUCAAAAUAAUCAUUCAUUCUUACGGUUAGACACGAGAGAACGUGUCGUCGGAUAUACAGUGGACUACGAUUUCGUCACAAAAGUGAGAAACGGAUCGGAAACACAUGAAGUGGUAUUUCACGGCAAAAGUCACCCAAAGUAUCAAAUGUUGGGACAAAACAUAUUCGCAAUGUUUUCAAUGAGGAUAGAUUUGGGCGUUAAAUCAUUGCUUCCAAUCACUAAUACCUCUCGAUUCACGAGUCAGAGCUUUAUUGCCAUUACAUUUGGUUCGGUGUCAACGAUAAUACUCAACAAUCAGUCGAUCACAGCUAUUGGCACUUCUUAUUGGAAGUCUCAGUCAUACAUGUAUUGGCUCACAAACCCAGUAGACAUUCAGGCCGUCUAUUAUGUCUCAGACACCAAAUGGAGAUUUAUGUUUCCUUUUGAGCAUAACUUCGAUCUUAAGUAUUGGAACGAAAGGACAGCCGUUCUCAACGGGAAAGUCGUCGGAUUUUUCACUCUUGAAUCCGACAAAACGCCAAUCAUUUACGCUCUCAUUGAACAGACUUUUUUCAGGCAGUUAUAUCUCAAUGUUAUGCCACACAUCGACCGCAAGCAU
Messenger RNA from Medioppia subpectinata, 1694 nucleotides. Lineage: Eukaryota; Metazoa; Arthropoda; Arachnida; Sarcoptiformes; Oppiidae. The record is from the annotation of a GenBank genome assembly.